AUGCCGUGCCGGCGGCCGGGCGGGGAGCGCUUCCUGCUGCUGGAGCGCGCGGUGGCUUUGCCGGGCGGCCCCGCGGGGGCCAAGGAGGUGGACGCGCUGGUGGCCAAGCUGGGCGAGGUGCUGCAGCUGCGGACGCCGCCGCCGCCCCGCCUCCCCAAGCCCCGCGGCCGGGACCGCGCGGCCCCGUACUCGGCCCCCAGGGGGCUCGGCUUCCUCGCCGCGCUGCACCGGCAGCCGCCGCACCAGCGCCCCCCGCCGCCCGCGGACAGGAAAGGCAGCCCUCGGGUCGCCAAGCAGCUCUGCGGCCGGGGCUGGCUGAGCAGCGCCGCCGGGAAGAAGCCGCGGCGGCGGCGGCACCCCCUGCUGGGCGAGGCGGAGGAGGAGGAGGACGAGGACCCGCACCGGCUCCUCCAGCAGCUCAUCCUCUCCGGCAACCUCAUCAAGGAAGCCGUCCGGCGCCUGCAGCUGGCGGCCGCCGCCUCCACCGCGGUGGGGGAGGCUUCCGCCCCGGGCUCGCCCAGCUCCGCCUCGUCCGCCGGGAGCGGCAGCAACAGCAGCAGCGGCGAAGGGGACGCCGCCGCUCCCCCGACGGCGGCCGCCGCCGUCUCCUCUUUGCAGCCGCUGCCCUAA
Euleptes europaea (tarantolino) is the source of this 630-nucleotide messenger RNA. RefSeq names its product GSK-3-binding protein-like. NCBI's taxonomy places the organism in Eukaryota, Metazoa, Chordata, Lepidosauria, Squamata, Sphaerodactylidae. Gene Ontology annotation, cellular component: cytoplasm. Bases 1 to 630 code for a protein of 209 amino acids. The transcript has a single exon. The record is from RefSeq and is a predicted model, not a curated record.